Orycteropus afer afer is the source of this 4083-nucleotide messenger RNA. RefSeq names its product pleckstrin homology, MyTH4 and FERM domain containing H1 (gene PLEKHH1). NCBI's taxonomy places the organism in Eukaryota, Metazoa, Chordata, Mammalia, Tubulidentata, Orycteropodidae. Gene Ontology annotation, cellular component: cytoskeleton. The record is from RefSeq and is a predicted model, not a curated record.
GGAUCCAUCAUGGCGGAACUCAAGGUGGAGACCCGGGCCAUUGUGGACUGGCAGAAACGCUGCCUGGCCCUGGAGACCCAGCUUUUCCGGUUCCGCCUACAGGCAAGCAAGAUAAGGGAGCUGCUGGCUGACAAGAUGCAAGAACUGGAGCAGAGGCUGUUGGAGGCGGAGCAGAGAGCAGAGAACGCAGAGACUCAGGUGAGUGUGAUGGAAGAGAAGGUGAAACUGUCCAAUCUGAAGAAUGUGGACUCACCAGGCAGCCUGCACCAGAAGUACCAAGAAUUGCUGAAAGUCGUGCAGGACAAAGAUGAGCUCAUCAGCCAGCUGGAGGCCCAGCUGGAGAAGCAAAAGCAGAUGAGAGCUGAGGAAGCAAAAACUGUUCAAGAAAAGGCUGCAAAGAUCAAGGAAUGGGUGACAUUAAAGUUAGCAGAGCUUGAGAUGGACAAUCAGCACCUGAAAAGCUGCAAUCAGCAUCUGGUGGGGCAGGUGGCAAUCCUUCAAGAUGCACUGGAAGCUCUUCAGGUGGCACCUUCAGGGAAGUUGCUGGUGGCCCCCCAGGAAAUCCCAGAGCAGGUUGCUGUCACUUCAGCGCCUGCAACCCAGCCAAUGGGGCAGGACAGUGGUCCUCAGACUGAGGGUUCACUGCAGGUGGCUGUGCCUGUACCUUGUCCAGAUGCCCUGCAGAACAAGGAUUCUGUUCCUGAAGAUGGGAGCUACUUGGAGGACUUUGGUUCCAGCCUGGUCCACUCUGGGGAAGGAGCAGAGGCUGAGACUCCUCAAGCUUAUGUGGGAAGAGAGGGCUUUCCCGCUCAGCUGUGCAUGAAGCAUCAUCCCCCCAGAUAUGGUUCUGCUUCCUGGGGUGAAGGCCCAGGUGGUGUUCAGGGAGGGAUUCUCCCUGGGACAAAGAUUUCCACCAGAGAAGGUGGCCCUGGCAGCAGCCUGACCCUUCCAAAGGCACGGGCUCCUGGCACCCCCCGGGACAGUAUCCAGCUGGCCAAGCGGCACCACAGUCAACCCCAGGUGGGCCCUGGGCACUUUAACCACGUGGUGAGCAUUGAGAUUGGAGCCCUCCACCCCUCCAGCCUCCUUGAGGUGAAGACUCAAGCUGAGCUCCAGGAGGAACCAGAGAAGAUGGAGAUGGAGGAGCCAACCUCAGCAGGGAAGAAGGAGAGUGGAGAAAGCCCAAAAGUCCCUAGAGCUGACCUGAAAGAGGCGGAGCCAGGACACAAACCGCCCACACCACCCCUGCACCGGUUUCCAUCCUGGGAGAGCCGAAUCUACGCCGUGGCCACCUCUGGCAUGCAGCUCUCAGACACUGCUCCAAGAAAUAACACUGCCAGCUGUGCAGUGAAAGCACAAAGCAAGGAUACCUUUCAGGGAAAAGAAGUCAUGGAGGUUCAGCUCAUUUCCUGCCAGGUGGAAAGAGCCACGCAGAUCAGCAACAUGCCCUUUGUGGAUGAGUCCUCUGGGUCCGAUGAUGACUGUAGCUCUCAGGCGAGUUUCCAAACUUCCGUCUCCUGCUCUGAGUCCAGGAAGACCAGUGGACUGGGCAGUCCCCGGGCCAUCAAAAGAGGCGUCUCUAUGUCCUCACUGAGCUCUGAAGGCGACUAUGCCAUCCCCCCGGAUGCCUGCUCGCUGGACAGUGACUACUCAGAGCCUGAGCACAAACUACAGCGCACCUCAUCCUACUCCACCGAUGGGCUGGGCCUAGGCGGGGAGUCACUAGAGAAGUCAGGCUACCUGCUAAAAAUGGGGAGCCGGGUGAAGACGUGGAAGAGGCGCUGGUUUGUCCUGAGACAGGGGCAGAUUAUGUACUACAAGUCUCCGAGUGAUGUCAUCCGGAAACCUCAAGGUCAAGUGGAACUGAACUCGCGUUGCCAAAUUGUUCGAGGGGAGGGUGCACAGACAUUCCAGCUCAUUUCUGAGAAGAAAACCUACUACCUGACGGCUGAUUCACCCAGCCUGCUGGAGGAGUGGAUCCGAGUACUGCAGAGCCUGCUUAAAGUCCAGGCCAUUGGGCCUCCAGCCCUACCUCAAGGUGGCACCAAGCCCACUGUGAAAGGUUGGCUGACCAAGGUAAAGCAUGGCCACUCCAAGCUGGUCUGGUGUGCUCUCACUGGAAAAACCUUCUAUUACUACCGGAGCCAUGAGGACAAGCGACCCCUAGGCCAUCUGCCCAUGCGGGAUGCGCGGAUAGAGGAAGUAGAUCGAUCCUGUGACUCUGAUGAGGACUAUGAGGCCGGAGGGACUGGGCGGUUGCUUUCCUCCCAUUGCACAUUGGUGAUCCACCCCCCAGAGCACAGCCCCACCUAUCUCCUCAUUGGCACCAAGCAUGAAAAGGACACGUGGCUUUACCACCUCACAGUGGCUGCAGGUGGUAGCAGUGCCAAGGUGGGCACUGCCUAUGAGCAGCUCAUCGGAAAACUGAUGGAUGGUGAGGGAGAUCCAGAUUCCCCCCUGUGGAGGCACCCCAUGCUGUGCUACAGUAAGGAUGGGCUGUAUACCUCCCUCACCACCUUGCCCUCAGAGGCCCUGCAGACGGAGGCCCUCAAGCUCUUUAAGUCCUGCCAGCUCUUCAUCAACGUGCCUGUAGAAGCCGCCUCAGUGGACUACCAUGUGUCCCUGGCCCAGACGGCACUGCAGGUGUGCCUGGUUCACCCCGAGCUGCAGAGUGAGAUCUACUGUCAACUCAUGAAGCAGACUAGCUGUCGCCCGCCUCAGAAGUACUCCCUCAUGCAGUGCUGGCAGCUCCUGGCUCUAUGUGCCCCACUCUUCCUGCCUCAGCAUCACUUCCUCUGGUAUGUCAAACAGCAACUCCAACGCCAUGCAGACCCCAGGAAUGAAACUGGCCAGUAUGCCACCUAUUGCCAGCGGGCAGUAGAGCGGACUCUGCAGACUGGGGAACGGGAGGCCAGGCCAUCUCGCAUGGAGGUGGUGUCCAUCUUGCUGCGUAAUCCCUUCCACCACUCCUUGCCCUUCAGCAUCCCUGUGCACUUUGCCAAUGGGACUUACCAGGUGGUGGGUUUUGAUGGCUCCUCCACAGUUGAUGAGUUCCUCCAGCGGCUGAACCAGGAGACAGGCAUGAGAAAAUCCUCCCACUCUGGCUUUUCCCUCUUCACGGACGAUCCUUCUGGCAGGGACCUGGAACACUGUCUCCAAGGAAGUGAGAAGAUCUGUGAUGCCAUCUCCAAGUGGGAACAAGCCCUGAAGGAGCUGCAUCCUGGGAAGUCUGAGGGUGGCACACGCAUCGUGAAGCUGAUGUACAAGAACAGGCUGUACUUUCGGAGUCAAGUCAAAGGGGAGACUGAACGAGAGCGGCUGCUGCUUGCCUCCCAAACUAGUGGAGAGAUAGUGGCAGGGAGAUUUCCUGUCAAUAAGGAACUGGCUCUUGAGAUGGCUGCCCUGAUGGCCCAGGUAGAAUAUGGAGACUUAGAGAAGCCUAUCUUACCAGGCCCUGGGGGCACACUGCCUGCCAAGACUCAGCAUCUCCUCCAGCAGGUCCUAGACAGGUUCUACCCAAGGCGCUACAGACAUGGGGCUCCCCCUGAACAGCUGAGGCACCUGGCAGAUAUGCUGACCACAAAGUGGGCAGCACUGCAAGGCUGCUCCCCUCCCGAGUGCAUCCGCAUCUACCUGACCGUGGCCCGGAAAUGGCCCUUCUUUGGUGCUAAGCUCUUUACUGCUCGGCCUGUCCAGCUGUCUUCUAAAGAGAACACUCUGGUGUGGAUUGCUGUGAAUGAAGAUGGUGUCAGCAUCCUGGAUCACAACACUAUGCAAGUGCACAUCACUUACCCCUACUCUUCAGUGACUACCUUUGGUGGCUGCCGGGAUGACUUCAUGCUUGUGAUUAGAUCCAUUCCAGACCAGAGCUCUGGAAAAGGCCAUAUUGAGAAGUUGCUCUUCCACAUGUCUACUCCUAAGAUUGCAGAGGCUACCCUCAUCAUGGCCAGCUACAUGAACCAUUGCUCAGCAACUGUGAAACCACCGACCAACUCACCUGCUUCCCGCCAACUUUGGGAACUGGAUGGACGACAGUUCUUUGCUUCUCUUCCACGUGCUACCAGGGGGCCAACAUUACUGUGA